AUGGCUGACGAAACCAUCCAAGAAGCCGCCCCCCAAUCUCCGCAGGUCUUCGUAACCGGCACGCUGCGCCAGCGUGACCCUCCUUUCUUUAGUGGAACAGAUGACCACGAUGUGGAAGAUAGGCUGGCGACAUUCGAAAAGCCUUCAACUUCCUUUGCAGCACGUUCCCACGCCUGCUACCUGCCACUGCUUGAGGGUACGGCUGGCUGCUCCACCCCAAAUCAACGAUUCUACUUUAACACAACCAGCCAGCGGUGUGAGCAGUUCUUGUUAAGAGGCUGCGUAGGCAAUACCAACAAUGUCCUGAGGUUGGAGGAUUGUCAACGAAAGUGCUAUGGGCCCGCAUACCCUGAGUUCGGGAAGGACACCGACGCCGUGGAACUUCCGCAGAUGCGGGUGUUGCCUUCGUGGUACUGCAGCCUACCAGCAAAGACAAGACCGUGCGAGGCAGCCAUUCGGCGCGUCUUCCACAACGUCACCAGCGAGGCCUGUGAAGACUUCGUGUACGGAGGUUGUGGAGGCAACCAGAACAACUUUAACAACCACCCGCUAUGCCACGCAGCCUGCCAUCCGCGCUGUAUGGUGCUUGCUCGUCCGUGAGAAGAGUGGUCACACCAUGGAUACAGACAUAUUAGUGCAGGGCGCGGCGCAUGGAUCUAAAAGCC
Dermacentor silvarum is the source of this 665-nucleotide messenger RNA. Its product is annotated as boophilin-G2-like. Lineage: Eukaryota; Metazoa; Arthropoda; Arachnida; Ixodida; Ixodidae. Gene Ontology annotation, molecular function: serine-type endopeptidase inhibitor activity. The record is from RefSeq and is a predicted model, not a curated record. The transcript has 4 exons. Bases 1 to 600 code for a protein of 199 amino acids.